ACCAAGUGACUAAGUUGUUGUCCUCCACGUGGAUCAAUAUAUAUUUAAUAGUUUUUUCGAGAAGUCGUGUUCUAUUAAGUUUCAUUAGAAAGUUCUAAAAGAGCAUCAAGCAAGGGAAAAAAAAUGGAGCAACCUGAUCUGACAAAACCCACUAUGAUGUGGACUCCUACAAGACAAAACACAAAUAUUGAUAUUUUAAGAAGAAAAAUAAAUGCUAAAUAUGAAGUCAAGCUUGAAAAUUAUUGGAGUUUCCAUGACUGGUCUAUAGAAAAUUAUGCAGAUUUUUGGAAAGAGUUUUGGGAUUUUGCAGGAAUUAUUCAUUCUCAACCAUAUGAACAGGUGAUUGACACAACAAAAAAAAUUAGUGAAAUUCCGCAGUGGUUUAAGGGAGCAAGACUCAAUUUUGCUGAAAACUUGCUUCGUUACAAGGAUAAUAAAAUAGCCCUUUAUGUUACAGGUGAAGGAAUGAAUCCAGUAGAAGAAGUGACAUUUGCCGAGCUCUAUAACAGGGUGGGAGCCUAUGCAGCAGCAAUGAAAAAGCUGGGAGUAAAGAAAGGAGACAGAGUGGUUGGCUAUUUACCUAAUGGUCAGGAAGCUGUGGAAGCUAUGUUAGCAGCUGCAAGCUUGGGCGCUAUUUGGAGUUCAACAUCUCCAGACUUUGGAGUCACAGGAGUUCUUGAUCGAUUCCUUCAGAUCAGGCCCAAGUUGAUAUUUUCUGUGGAUAAAGUUGUAUAUAAUGGAAAGCUUCAUGAUCAUCUGGAAAAGUUACGUCUCGUUGUUCAAGGUCUUUCAGAUAUAGAAAAAGUUAUAGUUAUUCAAUUAAAGAAAACUCUUGGUAGUGGAGAAAGCCAAUUUUCUUCUGUUCCAAAAAGUUGUUCUCUUGAAGACUUCCUAGAAGUUGGGAAAGAUAAAGAAGGUAACAUUCCCAACUUAGAAUUUGUUCAAGUUCCAUUCAACCACCCACUCUGUAUCCUCUAUUCUUCUGGUACAACUGGACCUCCAAAGUGUAUGGUUCACUCUCAUGGUGGGACAUUGAUCAAACAUUUAGAGGAACACUUGCUUCAGGGAAACAUGGAUCGGAAUGAUGUGAUAAUGUACUACACUACGACAGGUUGGAUGAUGUGGAAUUGGAUGGUAACUGCACUUGCCGUUGGAGCAAGUCUUGUACUUUAUGAUGGCUCACCAUUCAUACCAAGCCCAUCAGCUAUGUGGGACCUUGUGGAUAAAACAGGAAUUACUAUUUUUGGAAUCAGUGCCAAAUGGCUAGCUGCAGUGGAGGCUAAGGAAGUGAAGCCCAGAGAAACCCACAGUUUAAAGACCCUUCACACAAUCUUGUCAACUGGGUCUCCUCUCAAGCCUCAAAGCUAUGAUUAUGUGUACAAGCACAUCAAGUCAGACAUCCUACUGGGUUCUAUCACUGGUGGUUCAGAUAUCGUUGCUUGUUUUGCUGGACAAAAUCCUACAUUACCAGUCCACAGAGGAGAGAUUCAAUCUCAACACUUAGGGAUAGCUUUUGAAUGUUGGAACUCGGAAGGUAAAGCUGUCACAGGAGAAAAAGGAGAGUUGAUAUGUACUAAACCAUUCCCAUCUAUGCCCACCCACUUUUGGAAUGAUCCAGAAGGGAAAAGAUACCAACAAGCAUAUUUUAGAAAAUUUUCAGGGGUUUGGUGUCAUGGUGACUUCUGUUUAAUAAAUCCUGAAACCAAAGGGAUUUUAAUGCUGGGACGGAGUGAUGCCACUCUUAACCCUAAUGGAGUAAGAUUUGGAAGUGCAGAAAUCUACCAUGUUGUUGAAUCAAUAAGUGAAAUCCAGGACAGUCUGUGUGUAUCCCAUUUUGAUCGAAAUGGAGAAGAGAAGGUCAUUUUGUUUCUUAAGAUGGCUUCAGGGCAGGUGAAAACAGAUGACUUGAUUGGUCGCGUAAAGGUGGCAAUACGGAAGGAGCUGUCUCCUCGACACGUGCCCGCUCUGAUACUUGAAAUUAAGGACAUACCAUAUACCAUUAAUGGAAAGAAAAUAGAAGUUGCCGUUAAGGAAAUAUUAUCAGGGAGAAACAUCAAAGACAGAGGAUUUUUGGAAAAUCCCCAAUCAUUGGACUUGUUUCGUAACAUUCCUGAACUUCAAGAAUUCUGAUCCUGUGGCAUAAAAAAUUAAUUGCAUACAACAGCCGCUAUUGAUUAUUUAAAAAAACAUUUGAAAUAAGUACAACGACUCCUUCAUGUUAUAGGAUAAUUUGUUCAAAAACGAUAAACUGUUAGCAGUUUGUGUGUUUGGAAUUGGUUGAAUUUGAAGGUUCUUGACAUUCAAAUGCUAGUAUUUUGGUUUAUAUAUAUAUAUAUAUAUAUAUUCUCAAACUG
Messenger RNA from Limulus polyphemus (Atlantic horseshoe crab), 2354 nucleotides. Its product is annotated as acetoacetyl-CoA synthetase-like. Gene Ontology annotation, biological process: lipid metabolic process. Gene Ontology annotation, molecular function: acetoacetate-CoA ligase activity. The transcript is spliced from 18 exons. NCBI's taxonomy places the organism in Eukaryota, Metazoa, Arthropoda, Merostomata, Xiphosura, Limulidae. The record is from RefSeq and is a predicted model, not a curated record. Gene Ontology annotation, cellular component: cytosol. The coding region runs from base 124 to 2130 and encodes 668 amino acids.